CUCUUUUCCAGCCAUUGAAGCAUAUGAAUGCUCAAUAUUCAGCCGGGAACAUUGGAGAUAUCUGCUUCUGAUGUUAGUCAGAUCUCAUAGCAGAAGUUGCUGCGUUGGAAGGGAAUAAAAGUGUGAGGCCGAUUAUGUCGUGCUACGACGGCAAUAAUUUUGUGGGCCAGAUUAUGGUUGAGCAUGUCUUGAGUGAUGGUCAGAGUUCAUCUGACUCUAGCUUUGAGACUGUAUCAUCGGAUUGUAGCCAGCUCUCUCUAAGUGAGCUCUCAAGAAUCGCUCUCGUAUCAAGCAAUCUCAAACGGGGACACAAACGAAAAGCCCAUGAAAAACCCAUAGAGACUAAACGGUUCAAAAAGGUUCUCGAAUCCAGUAAGGAGAGUGUACAAAUCCACUCGUAUGGAGGAGGCAUGCGGUGUGGGAGGCUGCGAAAUCAAAUCCAGACCAUACUCGGUUAAAUCUGAGGAGAUAGAACUGGAUGUUAUAAAUGGUCAGCGGCCCCCUUAUAUAAACAUACUUCCAGAGAACUCCACUUCUCCGUCGUAAUAUCAGAGUUCUGCUGUUCCAGGAGCUUGAAAAUUCGAUGCAAACAAGGUUCGACCUUUGGCCACGUACCUCUGGCCAUGGAGAUAGAACCGGAUGAUAUAUGGUGGUGGAGGAAACCACCACCACAACCAACUGCCUGUUCUCUGGAAGUAUGUUUAUGUAAGGGGGCUGCUGACCAUUUAUACCAUCCGGUUCUCCAUGGCCAGAGUUACGUGGCCAAAGGUCGAACCUUGUUUGCAUCUAAUUUUCAAGCUCCUGGAACUGCAGAACUCUGAUAUUAAGACCGAGAAGUGGUCUGUGAUGAGCCGAGAAAAUGCGCCCCCUAUAGUCACGGAUAUUUGCCCAAAUGAACAGGUUGAGAUCUGGGUGGAUGCGGACAGUGUGGAUAUCAUCAAGGAGAGAUACAACAGCCUCAAACUAUCUUUUUGGAUGAUCGAAUUUGAGUUUUGCGAUUAGAUGACGCUAAUAUGUUUUUAUUUUA
Messenger RNA from Drosophila willistoni, 1027 nucleotides. RefSeq lists its product as uncharacterized. Lineage: Eukaryota; Metazoa; Arthropoda; Insecta; Diptera; Drosophilidae. The record is from RefSeq and is a predicted model, not a curated record. The coding region runs from base 135 to 458 and encodes 107 amino acids. The transcript has 3 exons.